Gossypium raimondii (Peruvian cotton) is the source of this 2760-nucleotide messenger RNA. Its product is annotated as putative serine/threonine-protein kinase-like protein CCR3. Gene Ontology annotation, biological process: protein phosphorylation. The transcript has a single exon. Gene Ontology annotation, molecular function: ATP binding; protein serine/threonine kinase activity. NCBI's taxonomy places the organism in Eukaryota, Viridiplantae, Streptophyta, Magnoliopsida, Malvales, Malvaceae. The record is from RefSeq and is a predicted model, not a curated record. The coding region runs from base 192 to 2633 and encodes 813 amino acids.
GACGGUUCCAAACACGGCCUCAUUCUCUUUCUUCUUAAAAUGCUUUUAAUAUUGAAACUCUCCGUUUCAUUAGUUUCUCUCUCUAAAACUUUGAUUUUUCCGUUCAUUUCAUUGCUUCUCACUUUCUCUUCCCAAAUGAAGCUGACGGACGGAAACGCCACUUCUUCCGCCGUCAUCUUCCACUUUUUUAAAUGACGAAACUUUUCUUCCCACUCCUCUUCGCCGUCAGUUCCCUCGCCGUUAUCUCCUUCCCGCCGUUAACUCAUGCCUUGGGCUCCGGCUUGACGCUCGCCGUCGCCUACGGGACCGCCACCGUAUGCGCAAUCGUAGCCGCACAGCCGACUCAACGCAUUAUCUGCUACCGCGCCGGCGAUAACACCUCUUCCUCAAUCGCCCCUGUCCCGAUUCUCCCCAACGUUUCCUACUUCACCGUCGCCGGUGGUGAAACCAACCUUUGCGCCCUCCGUUCCGGCGGUUACAGCCUCCUCUGCUGGGAAACGAACGCCCCGAAUUACCCCGUUAAACGCCUCUACGUUAACGACACCGUUUUCCUUCAAUCCCUCUCCAUCGGCGACGAAAGGAUUUGCGCAACGACGACGAACACGUCGCAGCCCGUCGCCUGUUGGAGACCCGACGGAAACAACCGCAACGACGUCGGAGAGCUACCCAAUCGCAAUUACACAAUGGGUAAAAUCACGUCCGGAUUUGGGUUCUCUUGUGGGAUUGUACUGAGUCAAAACAACCGAGUUGCUUGUUGGGGAAGUAACUCGGUAGUAUCGACAGAUAUCGAAAGGCAGUUCGGGAACAUUUCAAUGGAAAAUAUCGAAGCUGGGGUUUCCCAUGUCUGUGGAGUGAACUCGGUUGGCGAUUUAGUUUGUAAAGGAAAUAACUCGGCAGGUCAACUCAAUGUUCCAUUAAACAAAGGGUUACGCUUUGCUUCAUGGUUAGCUCUCGGUGAAGGGUUUAGUUGUGGGAUUAGAAGAUUGAAUGGCACGGUUGUUUGUUGGGGUUCCAUGACUGAGUCCGCCAUUGAAGACAUCGAGUUCGAAUCCAUUGUUGCAGGCUUAAAUUUCACUUGUGGGUUAACAACUAAGAAUUUAUCUAUAGUUUGUUGGGGUCCCGGGUGGCCUGGGAACAACGGGUUCAAUUCAAAUUAUUCUUUUGAGUUACCUUUAAUGGCGGAGAUUUUACCAGGGCCUUGUGUUCAAUCUUUUUGCAGUGAGUGUGGGAUAUAUCCUGAGUCGAAUAGGCUUUGUUCUGGUUCUGGUAACAUUUGUAGGCCCUGUUUUAACAUCACCACCGCAUCACCACCGUCACCGGUGGCUCCAUCACCGGAGGUAUCGAGGCCGUCUCGAGAGUUGAGAAGAGGGUUGUUGGCAUUUGCCAUUGUUGGAUCAAUUGGAGGUUUUAUGGGGAUUUGCAGUGCUAUUUAUUGUUUAUGGACUGGUGUUUGUUUUGGGAAAAAGAAAGUUCAUAAUUCAGUUCAGCCAACAAUCACUCGAGCAGGCUCGAAUGGCGGUCCUGGAUCGAACAACAGUCCUCCUUCUAGGUCGUUGAGGAUUAGACGGCAAAGUUCGAGAGCAAUGAAGCGUCAACGAAGUGGACCAUCAAUGAUUCGUCAACGAAGCGGAACAUCAUCGAAACACGCUGAUAAAGCCGAGGAAUUCAGCUUUGCUGAACUUGUUGCAGCAACCAAUGGUUUCUCAUUAGAAAACAAGAUUGGUGCAGGGAGUUACGGGGUUGUUUACAAAGGAAAACUGUCGGACGGUCGUGAAGUAGCAAUCAAACGAGGCGAAACCGGCUCGAAAAUGAAGAAAUAUCAAGAGAAAGAGAUUGCAUUUGAGUCCGAAUUAUCCUUCUUAUCAAGGCUUCACCACAAGCAUUUGGUUAGACUUGUUGGAUAUUGUGAAGAAAUGGAUGAAAGGCUUUUAGUUUACGAAUACAUGAAGAAUGGAGCACUUUACGACCACUUACAUGAUAAGAACAACAUCGAGAAAUCCAGCAGUUUACUUAAUUCCUGGAAAAUGAGGAUCAAAAUCGCACUCGACGCGGCUCGAGGGAUCGAAUACCUUCACAACUAUGCAGUUCCCCCUAUAAUUCAUAGAGAUAUAAAGUCUUCCAACAUAUUACUCGAUGCGAAUUGGACAGCAAGGGUUUCAGAUUUCGGACUCUCGAUGAUGGGACCGGAAUCAGACCGAGAUUACAAGCCAACAAAAGCAGCUGGAACAGUCGGUUACAUCGAUCCCGAAUACUACGGAUUAAACGUAUUAACAACCAAGAGCGAUGUAUAUGGACUCGGAGUCGUAAUGCUAGAGCUUCUGACAGGGAAAAGAGCCAUAUUCAAGGAGAGCGAAAGUGGAGGGACACCAGUGAGCUUAGUUGAUUAUACAGUGCCUGCAAUUAUGAAUGGUGAAGUAGUGAAGGUAUUAGACCCUAGGGUUGGACCACCCGAGCUUAAUGAAGCAGAGGCCGUAGAACUAAUGGCUUAUACAGCAAUGCAUUGUGUGAAUUUGGAAGGCAAAGAUAGGCCUACAAUUGGUGAUAUUGUUUCAAAUCUGGAAAGAGCUUUGACUGUUUGUGAUGGCAGCCAUGGCAGCAUCUCAAGUGGUGCUUUCUCCAUUGUUUCAGAGUAAUUUUUUCUAUUAAAAAAAAUUAAAAUUUGUUUUAGGCAGGGCAGGCAUAGCUUUUGGGUUGUAAAAAGGAUAGAAUUUUCAAGAUGCUUUUUUUGAACACUGACAACAAGAAGAAAUGCUUACAUCA